Messenger RNA from Rattus rattus (black rat), 1292 nucleotides. RefSeq names its product arylacetamide deacetylase (gene Aadac). Lineage: Eukaryota; Metazoa; Chordata; Mammalia; Rodentia; Muridae. Gene Ontology annotation, biological process: positive regulation of triglyceride catabolic process. Bases 3 to 1199 code for a protein of 398 amino acids. The record is from RefSeq and is a predicted model, not a curated record. Gene Ontology annotation, molecular function: triacylglycerol lipase activity; serine hydrolase activity. The transcript has 5 exons. Gene Ontology annotation, cellular component: endoplasmic reticulum membrane.
ACAUGGGAAGAACCAUUUUUCUUCUCAUAUCUGUGGUGCUUGUAGCUUAUUAUAUUUAUAUACCUCUCCCAGAUGAUAUUGAAGAGCCUUGGAAAAUAAUAUUGGGAAAUACACUUCUAAAACUUGGAGGAGAUUUGGCUUCUUUUGGUGAACUUUUGGGAAUCAAUCAUUUCAUGGACACGCUACAGUUUUUUCUGAGAUUUCAAGAUGUCCCACCCACUUCUGAUGAGAAUGUCACUGUGAUGGAGACUGAUUUCAACAGUGUUCCUGUUCGCAUAUAUAUACCCAAAAGGAAGUCAACGACGCUCAGGAGGGGCUUGUUUUUUAUUCAUGGUGGUGGCUGGUGUCUGGGGAGUGCUGCUUACUUCAUGUAUGACACUCUGUCAAGACAGACUGCCCAUAGACUGGAUGCCGUUGUUGUGUCAACUGAAUAUGGCUUAGCCCCAAAAUACCAUUUUCCAAAACAGUUUGAAGAUGUAUAUCGUAGUUUACGAUGGUUCUUACAAGAGGACAUUCUUGAAAAAUAUGGUGUAGAUCCUAGAAGAGUUGGUGUGUCUGGGGACAGUGCUGGUGGAAACUUAGCUGCAGCUGUGACCCAACAGAUUCUACAGGAUCCAGAUGUCAAGAUCAAACUCAAGGUCCAAGCCUUAAUAUAUCCUGCCCUUCAGGCUCUUGAUAUGAAUGUACCAUCACAACAAGAAAAUUCACAAUACCCACUUUUAACCAGGUCAUUAUUGAUCCGUUUCUGGAGUGAAUACUUUAUUACAGACCGAGACCUUGAGAAAGCCAUGCUUCUCAACCAACAUGUACCUGUGGAAUUCAGCCAUUUGUUACAAUUUGUGAAUUGGAGUUCCUUGCUCCCUCAGAGAUAUAAGAAAGGUUACUUUUAUAAAACUCCUCCUCCUGGUAGUUCUGAGCUGGCUCAAAAGUACCCAGGGUUCACAGAUGUAAAGGCAUGCCCUCUGUUGGCCAAUGACAGUAUAUUACAUCAUUUACCUAUGACCUAUAUUAUCACUUGUCAGUAUGAUGUUCUAAGAGAUGACGGACUCAUGUAUGUCAAGCGGCUUCAGAAUACUGGAGUUCAUGUGACUCAUCACCAUAUUGAAGAUGGAUUCCAUGGAGCACUUACCUUACCUGGUUUGAAAAUUACAUACAGGAUGCAAAAUCAGUACUUGAGUUGGCUUCACAAAAAUCUGUAGCAAAAUCUAAAAAAUAGUUUAUUGAAGAUAUAUAAACAUAAACAACAAAAUAAGAAAUAAACUAGUAAACAUGGUUUUGAGGUUUCACAUAAA